CCUUUUCUUCUCCUUUUUUCAUUUCCUCUCCACAGACCCUAUUUUCUUUUGUUUUUGUUUUCUGUAAAAAACUUGUCCUUUCUUUCAAUCAAUGGAUAAUCAACAACAUCAAAAACUCGCCCAUACACAGUCAGAUCACCACCAUGGAGUUCAUAUUUGUCACAAAUGUGGAUGGCCGUACCCAAACUCACACCCAAGUGCGAAACACAGACGUGCUCACAAGAGGAUCUGUGGAAAGGUUGAAGGUUACAAGCUUGGUGACUUUGAAGGAAGCGCACAUUCCAAUGUUUCUGAUGAUGAUGAGCACCUAUCUGAUGAAGAUCACAAGAACCCCAGUCGUCAAGUCUUGGGAGCAAGUAGUCAUGAGAAGGGCAGUGGUGGAACCAAGGAAUUUCCGUGUGGAUCGAAAGAUGAGGCGUUUUCUGAUGCUGCCGCAGAAUUUUUAGAUGGCGGAGAUGGUGGCAGAACACAAGGGCGUGCAGAGGAUGCUGGAGAAUCAGCAACGAAUGUGGAAAAGAAUUUAAAGACUGAAUCAGAUAUGGCACAAUCCGUUGAGCGUGGUCCAGUUGCUGACACUGUUAAACCUCUGGGCAGUUCACGUGAAAAGCAGCAUUCUGAAAUUCCAGAGACUACAAGUAAAAGAUCAGGGUAUGCAUCAGAGUUGCCAGGAUCUUCAGCAAGCUUCAACUCCAAUCGUAUGGUUGGUGCUUUUUCGGAUCGUCAAACUGAAGGUUUAGCUGUUUUGCUUGAUGGCAAUAGAAAUGCUUCAGUAGAUGACUUGCACCCUAUCAAAUCUGAAACUCUUGAAGAUGCGUCACCCGAGAAUCAGAAGACCAACACUGUCGAUGAUGUUGUUGAUCGCUCUUUGAAGUUGGCUGAACAGCGGUCUAAUCUGGAGGGACAGAAAGAAACUUAUUUUGAUAGCAAGGAAGAUGUUGUUGGUGGCUCUUUGAAGUCAGCCGAACAGUGGACCAAUCUGGAGGGGCGGAAAGAAACUUAUUUUGAUAGCAAGGGUGAUGUUGUGGGCUCUUUGAAGUUGGCCAAACAGCAGACCAAUCUGGAGGGACAGAAAGAAACUUAUUUUGAUAGCAAACACGAUGUUGUUCGUGGCUCUUUGAAGUUGGCCGAAGAGCGAACCAAUCUGGAGGGGCAGAAAGAAACUUAUUUUGAUAGCAACGACGAUGUUGUUGGUGGCUCUUUGAAGUUGGCCGAACAGCGGACCAAUCGGGAGGGACAGAAUGAAACAUAUUUUGAUAGCAAGGAAAUGGCCGGACAGCGAACCAAUCUGGAGGGACAGAAAGAAACUUAUUUUGAUAGCAGCGAUGAUGUUGUUGAUAGCUCUUUGAAGUUGGUCGAACAGCGGACCAAUCUUGAGGGACAGAAAGAAACUUAUUCUGAUAGCAAGGAUGGAGUUGAUGGCUCUUUGAAGUCGGCCAAACAGCGGACCAAUCUGGAGGGACAGAAAGAAACUUAUUUUGAUAGCAAACACGAUGUUGUUGGUGGCUCUUUGAAGUUGGCCGAACAGCGAACCAAUCUAGAGGGGCAGAAAGAAACUUAUUUUGAUAGCAGCAACGAUGUUGUUGGUGGCUCUUUGAAGUUGGCCGAACAGCGGACCAAUCUGGAGGGACAGAAAGAAACGUAUUUUGAUAGCAAGGAAAUGGCCGGAAUGCUAAGCAAUCCGGAGGGACAGAAAGAAACUUAUUUUGAUAGCAAUACUGUUGAUGAUGUCGUUGAUGGCUCUUUGAAGUUGGCCGAACAGCAGACCAAACUGGAGGGACAGAAAGAAACUUAUUUUGAUAGCAAUUUACAGGAUAUUAAGACACCACCCAGUAAGUUAGAUGGCGAGACAGAUGAGGCCAUUUCAAAGUCGGACGAAACUCUUAAAGUAAAUUCAGAAUCUUCACGACCUAAGCCGGACGAUGGUAAUCUUCAAUUGCAGGAAGAGCAUAGUGACGGGUUCCAUUUGAAAACUUCCAAAAGUAAUGUUUCUCUUGAAGUAGAAUCUGUUGAACUUGUGAAUGCUCUCAAUGAUAUGGCUGAAAAAACGGUGGAGAUUGCAGGACCAGACUUUGUAGAUUUUGAUGACGUAGCUAAGAAGAAGGGAGGAGUCGAUGCAAAUUUACAUUCGCUUUCUGUACCAGAUGAUAUACAUGAAGUUGACAAUCUCAAGAUCGUGCUUCAGGAUUUCAAAGACCAUGAAGUAAUGAAAUUAGAUCAAUCUGCCACCUUAGAAUCCAAACAGACUAAAGAUAAGGGGGAUGAGAGUCAUGGUUUUGUUUUUGAGGAGAGUAGUCAGUCUAACCAGAGUGAAGGGAUUGUGCUUUCUUCUUCCGAUAAGCAUGUUUUAAAAGAUAGCGUUCAACUGGAUCAGGGGAGCAGCGGGCGAAUUGUCAAAGAAGUGCUUGUUGAAGGGGAUGCUGAUGUGUCUCAGCUUGUGGUCAAGACUACUGAGGACCAGAGAUCCAAUGAAAUAGGAGCCGCUGUGGAAAAAACCUUUUCAGUCUCCUCUACCGAAGAACAGGGAUCUCAUGAUAUUUGCAGAAACACUUUACGGGGAAAUGUUUCAAGAAAUUUUGACAAUGCAGUACCUGAUGCGGAUUUGGGGAUUGCUUCGGACCAUGCGGGAACAGUUCCAGAAACCCGCUUAGUCAAUGAGAACAGUUCCGAGAAAGAUGAGAAAUUUGAUUUGUCUGGAGAUCACAACAACAAAAGAGCCAGAGAGGUUGACUAUGCUGAGAAUCCUGUAACUGCUGCUGAAGGUACUGGUAGUGGAUUUGACUUCCAAGUUAAUCCAGCAACCUACUUACAGGAAGGAGAUAAUGCUGGGAACUCUCUGAAUAUUGAAGGUGAAAAGGCUGAUGCAACUCAAAAUGAUGAUACUGAUGCUGCUGCUCGUCCUGUGAAGAAUGAAACCGGAUUUGACAGGAAAAUUUCUUCAAAGGAUAGUAGCUUGGAGCACCCUGUUCCUGUAGUUGCUCCUGGAUCUGCUAAGAAUCUCUCUGAAGUCAAAAUUAAUCCAGAAGCGAUCGUAUGGGAAGGACACACUGCUCGUAAUUUUUAUAACAUUGAGACUAAAACGGACAAAAUAACUGGAGAUGCUCGUGAUGCUGCUGCUGGUUUUAUGAAGGAUGAAAGUGGAAAUGACAACAGCAAUACUCCUUCGAAGGAAAGUUGCUUGGAACAACCUGUGCUUACUUCUGUAGCUGCCAAGAACCUUGCUGAAGUCGAAAUUAAUCUGGAAACCAACUUACGAGGAGACACCGCUGGUAAUUUUGAUGAGGUUGAGACCAAAAAGGAUAAAAUAACUCGAGAUCCUGGUGAUGUGAAGGAUGAAACCGGAGUUGACAAUGAUAGUAGUCCCUUAAAGGAUAGUCGCUCAGAGCUUCCUGCAGUUAUUCCUGAAUCUUCUAAGAAGCUUGUUGAAGUCGAAAUUAAUCCGGAAUCAGACAUACGUGAAGGAGACACUGCAGGUAAUUUUGAUGAGGUUGAGACCAAAAAUGACGAAAUAAGUGGAGAUUGUCGUGAUGCUGCUGCUCUUGAUGCGAAGUAUGAAACUGGAGUUGACAAUAGCAAUAGGCCUUCAAAGGAAAUUUUCUCAGUGGAUCCUGUAAGCAUUACUCCUGAAUCUGUGAAGAACCUCGCUGAAGUCAAAAUUAAUUGUGAGACCAAUUUACAGGAAGGAGACUCCGCUGGCAAGUUUGAUAAGGUUGAGGCCAAAAAGGAAGAAAUAAUUGAAGAUGCUUGUGAUGCCGCUUCUUAUGAUGCAAAGGAUGUAACUGAAAUUGACCAUGGAAAUAGUAUCUCAAAGGAAAGUUGCUUGGAGAACCGUGUAGUUUUUCCUGAAGCUGCUACGAACAUUGCUGAAGUUGAAAUUAAUUCAAAAACCAACUUACGGGAAGGAGAUGAUGCCGGCAAGUUUGAUAAGGUUGAGGCCAAAAAGGAAGAAAUAAGUGGAGAUCCUCAUGAUGCUGCUGCUCGUGAUGCGAAGGAUGAAUUUGGAGUUGACAAUGACAACAGUCCCUCAAAGGAAAGUCGCUCAGAGUACCCUGCAGUUACUCCUGGAUCUGUUAAGAACCUUGCUGAAGUCGAAAUCAAUUUGGAAACCAACUUACAGGAAGGAGUUACUGCUGGCACAAUCGAUAAGGUGGAGGCCAAAAAGGAUUGUAUAACUACAGGUGCUUGUGAUUUGAAGGGUGAAACUGGAGUUGACAACAACAAUAGUCCUUCAAAGGAAAUUUGCUUAGAGCAUCAUGUGCUUGCUCCUGAAUCUGCCAAGGCUCUCCUUGAAGUCGGGAUUAAUCCAGUAGCUGACUUACAAGAAGGAGACACUGCUGGUAGUUUCGAUAAGGUUGAGACCAUAAAGGAUAAUAUACUUGGAGAUGCUUGUGAUGCGAAGGAUGAAACUGGAGUUGCCAACAGCGAUAGUCACUCACGGGAAAGUCGCUCAGAGCAUCCUGUAGUCACUCCCGAAUCUGCUAAGAUUCUUUCUGAAGUCGAGAUUAAUCUAGUAACUGGCUUACGGGAAGGAGACACUGCUGGUACAUUUGAUAAGGUUGAGACCAAAAAGGAUGAUAUAACUGGAGAUGCUUAUGAUGAUACUGCUGGUCACGUGAAAGAUGAACUUGGAGUUGACAAUAUUGUUGAUCCUACAAAGAAGAGUCUUACAAAGCACCCUGUAGUUACUCUUGAAUCUGCUAGGAUUGUCUCUGACCUUGAAGUUAAUCCUGAAAGCAACUUACAGGAGGAAAAGACUGCUGGUAAUUUUGAGAAGGUUGAGACCAAAAAGGAUGAUACAAUCGCAGAUUCUUGUGAUGCUGCUGCGGAUCAUGUGAAAGUUGAAAUUGGAGGUGAUAAUAGCUUUGGUCCUACAAAGGAAAGUGGCCCAGGGAAUGCUGUAGUCGCUCAUGAAUUUGCUAGCCAGCUCUUGGAACUCUAUGUUAAUCCAGCUACCAACUCACAGGAAGGUAAUGAUACCUUUGAUCCUGAGAAGGGUAGAACUGAGAAGCUUGUUGAACAUGGAACUGAAGGCAAGGAUAGUUCUGUAGAGGAGAAUCUGCCAGUGCAACUGAAAACUGUCCCAGAAUCUGCUAGCCAUCCUCGAGAAUGCCAAACUGUUGCAGAGGACGUGCUAGUUAGGCCUAUGGAAAAGUUACAGGAAACUGGGUGCACAUAUGUAGAUGGUGCUUUUGAUUCAAGCAAAUUAGAUGAUGACGUGGUGAGAGAUAUUCAGAUAGAAUCAGUAGAUGAUAAACUCGACGAAAAUUUCAAAGUACAGAUCGAACUCAUAGUCAAUACCGCCACUCAAUCAAAUUGUGAGAGAGAAUUGAGACCAUUGCUAUAUACUGUGGAUAACCAUGAAAAAGAAACAACUCUUUCUCCUGCAGUCGAGGAUAACUUCGCUAGAGAGUUUGAUGCAGGUUCUGGGAGGGGUUCUGAAUCGUUUCAAAGGGAAAGUGAUAGACAACAGUUUGGUGAUUCUACACAUGGUAUGUCGGUUGACUCUGGUAGCCAAACUGACAGUCUUGAAAACAACUGGGGAUCUGUUUCAGUGAUUUCCAUCCAAUCAGACGCGCAAGCUGUUAUAGAUGUUGAUACUGUACAGCCAAUCGAAUCCCAACCGGUAAUAGGAGAGAGGGGUAACUCAAAGGAGUCAAAACCCGCUUCUGGAAGACAAUAUCCUGAUAAGUCGGAUAUGUUUGAGCCACCGUCUUUCAUGACUUUGGUUGAAUCUGGAGGGGAAAAUGACAAAAAAGCUAAGGCUGAUGAAAUCCAAACAAAAUCUUCAACCGUGCAAGCGGGGUGGUUCCCUUCGAUUGCACACGUCGUGAAUGAAUCGCAAGGGAGAAAGAAGAAUGAGCAGAAAAUUGCAAAGGUAACAAACUGGAGCACUGGUAAGCCACACUCUCCUUUGAAAAACCUCUUGGGUGAAGCCUCUCUUGAGACCAGAGCAAAGUCGCCAAAACGGAAAGAUCGAGCUCCUUCGCCUCAGAAAGACGACAAAGCAGCGUCAACAGUCAGCUCCAUUCCGGCUCCUGAACCGCCCUUAGAUCAGGCUGCUAACAGAGAGACUGGAAAUGAAUGGAAUUCACCAGCAAGGUAUCCUACAGAGAUUAAGAGAGAGAAAAGAAAACCAAAAGGUAGACCAUACUGGGCACAGUUUAUGUGUUGCUCAUCUGUUCAUUAAAUUCGUCAAAUGGUUGAAUCUCGAGAAAGAAGGUGGAUAUGUACUGUUCGUAUUGACUCUCACUCUGGUAAAGUUAAAGAUUAUGAUGCAAAAUCUAGUUUUUGUGCUGGUAGUUAUUUAUUUAUUUUUUUUUUCCUACUAUUAAAUACAGGUACAUAGAAUAAAGAUGUUUCGAUAUGGUUUGUAAAUUUUAUGGUCUCUAUUAUUCGUGCAGGCCCUUGGUUUGUAUAUGUAUGGGCUCUUUACUCAAUUGCAGAGAUGUUUUUAUAGUAUUCACUAUUUAGUAGAUCCAUCUAUCUGUUUUCUCAAGGAGAGAGCCAAAGGAUCUAUACUUUGUGGUUUCGAUAAGAUGCUAUUAUAUCUUGGAUUAGGUUGCUGGAAGUCUUGUUGA
Molecule: messenger RNA, 6575 nt
Organism: Morus notabilis
Lineage: Eukaryota; Viridiplantae; Streptophyta; Magnoliopsida; Rosales; Moraceae
Exons: 5
Coding region: 92-6184 (2030 amino acids)
Source: RefSeq, a predicted model, not a curated record